Larimichthys crocea (large yellow croaker) is the source of this 1564-nucleotide messenger RNA. It is a transcript of the gene shisa9b, whose product is annotated as shisa family member 9b. The coding region runs from base 425 to 1564 and encodes 379 amino acids. Gene Ontology annotation, cellular component: postsynaptic membrane; dendritic spine membrane; AMPA glutamate receptor complex. Gene Ontology annotation, biological process: regulation of short-term neuronal synaptic plasticity; regulation of AMPA receptor activity. The record is from RefSeq and is a predicted model, not a curated record. Lineage: Eukaryota; Metazoa; Chordata; Actinopteri; Sciaenidae. The transcript is spliced from 4 exons.
UCUUUGGCUCUCUCUCUCUCUCCCUCUGAUUCACUCACUCCUCGGGGUCUCUUCUACUUUGCUCGUCUUUCCCCCCACUCUCUCCCUCUGCUCUGUGGAGUGAAGCAACCUCAGAGGUGUCUGACACCCUCCAACACAAGCAGGUGCACCACUUCAGUGAUGCGACCUCUCUCCAACUAUUUAUCACAAUAAGCUGCCCUUUGAGAGGAGCGUGAACUGCAUUUGCACAAUAACCUUGUGUUUUGUUUUGUUUGUUUGUUUUUUUCCUAGAAAAGAGUACGGGCGCGCACUGUGCUUUUACGCAUGGAAGUUGGAAUCAGCCUAAUUACAUUUACGCAUGGCUGUGCCUCGUCUCUUCGGAAGAUGCGUCCGGGCUUAUGAGAGCGUGUCAGGGCGUCAAGAGGGGCGUAAAAAGUGAGCAAAGAUGCGGGGCACUGAGCUUCUGCUCGGAUACUUUCUGGUGAAAGUUAUGGUGUGCGACGCGGAGGGCGAGCCGGGUCAUACCGUCGACGACUACAUGAUAGUGACCGGGUUUAACGAUUCAAAGGAAGGGGAGAGCGGAGUCACGGAGAACCCGCACAUGGAGGACAAGUGCCGCGGCUACUACGACGUGAUGGGCCAGUGGGAUCCGCCGUUCGUGUGCAGGACGGGCAGCUACCUGUACUGCUGCGGCACCUGUGGCUUCAGGUUCUGUUGUGCGUUUAAAAACUCCCGGUUGGACCAGACCACCUGUAAGAACUACGACACCCCGCCGUGGAUGAUGACUGGAAGACCCCCACCGAAAGUGGAUGUGGCGCUGGACACCGCGAAGGAUAAAACCAACCUCAUUGUGUAUGUCAUAUGCGGGGUCGUGGCCAUUAUGGCACUCAUAGGAAUUUUCACCAAGCUGGGAUUGGAAAAGUCGCACCGUCCACACCGGGAAAACAUGUCGAGAGCUCUUGCACAUGUUAUUCGCCAUCCUGCCUCAGAACAUACGGAUGACAUUGGACUUGGCCAGCACUACGAGAACAUAGAAACCAGAGUCACAGUUAACAGUCUCCAUAGCAACCAGAUGAACAACAUGGCUCAAACAUCUACUCUGAUAACACAGCCUUACCCAGCUGUGGGACAGAUCACUAGCCCCUAUGAACAACAGAAGCCUGUCAAGGAUCUCAACAAGUAUGCCACGCUCAAGGCUGUGGCAGAGAAAGCUAAUGACAGCUUCUACAGCAACCGACGGCAAGUGAUCGAGAUGACAACCAAGGGCAGCCUUCCCAUGGAAGCUGUGGAUAUGGAGCCAGAGCCAAGUAAUCCUUACAGCCCACCCAGACAGCUGUCUGCAAAGCAGAAUGGACACAAGUACAAAACCCCAAGAAGCCACAGCUCCCAGUCACUGUCCUACGGUUCCAACACUGCUGCCAGCCCAGUAGUGCUAAGAUCCUGGGACAGCAAGGACACGCUGGGACUUCGACAGAGCUAUGGCCCAAAAAAACUCUGUAUUGUAGAGAAGGAGGUGCACACCACUCGAUAUCUGCCUCCACAACCAUACUUUGUCACCAACAGCAAGACAGAAGUGACAGUAUGA